CAAGAGUAUAAACUUAAAUAAUUAAUUUAAGUUUUAUUUUCAAUGUUAUAUUUUGUUUUUCAAUUUAUGUAUCGAUAAGGUGGCAUCGCUAAGUUUACAUAUAAUAAUUGGGAAGCAAACGUCAUUUGGGUAGAACCGGCUGAGCUUUUGUUGUGGCACGUUAAGUAAAGGGUUUGCGAUAAUAAAUAAUUAAUAUUACAUUGAAAGAAGUUCAAAUAAAGAUUUGGUUCUAAAGGUUCGGUUUUCCACAGUAUUGGUCUUUCACAAAGCAGAUAUAACUAAUUUUGGGCCGCAGUGCAUCGAAACAGCCAUAACCUAAAUGAACAACAACAUAGUGCUACCACGAAGUAUUAACGUCAUCAAUAUUAACUUAUCGCAUCUUAAUCGUUGAUUCAUUAUUGCCUUAGUUACCUCAUAAAAAAUGACUGAGAAAAUAACGAAAUUAGCGCUAGCUAGUCGAGUGAUUAUAUUGGUGUUACAGCUACUUGCAAACCACCUGAUGCCUGAUCACAAAUCAGAUGUAUUUCGAACACCGAUUGCACAACAAACUCAACAAUAUGUAGGAGCACUCGAAAACAACGAAUUUAACUCCCAAAAUGCCACCGAAAAUUCUUGGCUUGAUCGCACAGUACAAUUUUGCCUAGGCGGCCUACGUCACUGGGAUGGCGAAUAUUUUCUACACAUUGCAGAAUAUUCUUAUUCCUACGAGAAUACACUCGCUUUCUACCCACUAUUUCCGUUAGUGGUACGUGCAGGCGCAAAUGCUUUGUAUGCACUCAAUAUGGGCGUGUCAUUGCGCAGCUGGUGUUUGGUAGUGGCCGUAUUGGUCAAUGUAUUUUGCUUCUGCAAAGCAGCUAAUGCACUAUAUGCACUCACACAGCGUAUUUUUAAGGACCCAAAUAAAAGUUGGAAUGCGGCGUUAUUGUUUUGCUUCAAUCCAGCAUCGAUAUUCUUCACUGCCGCCUACUCGGAAGCGCUUUUCUGUUGGUUAUCGCUACACUUGAUGUUGGAAUGCGUUUCCGAAUUUCGAUUUGCGCGUACCACAGUAACACUGGCACUCUCUAUUGUGAGCCGUUCAAAUGGUCUACUCAAUGCGGGCUAUCCUAUAUAUUUUAUGCUGCGGCACACCAUACUCAAGUCAUAUCAUCGCUGUUUUGCUGCUGUUAAGUUAACACUUUGUCUGAUUGGUGCACUAACGCCGCUCACAUUCUUCUACUUUUACGCAUUCAAACAGUACUGUGUACCACAACAUACAGUAGCGCAUUCAGAAGCUGUGCUGAACUAUGCGCGAGAGAAAAAUUACAUAUUAGCUGGUCAUCGAAUGCCGCAAAAUUCACCGUGGUGUGAUAAUACUUUUCCAUUUCCGUAUUCCUACAUACAAUCACACUAUUGGAAUGUCGGUUUUCUACGUUACUACGAGUUCAAACAGUUACCGAACUUCAUGUUAGCUUUGCCUGUGCUCGCGUUCUUGCUGUAUCAUUGCUUUACGUAUUUUAGAAAUUUCAUGCGUAUCCUACUGCCGCAUUAUCCCAUCAUGCAGCUAUUAAAAGAAUAUAAAUCGUUGCCUUUUGUACUGCAUGCAUUGAUACUUACACUGUUUUGUACUUUUUUUGUGCACAUACAAAUAUCAACAAGGUUAUUGUGCUCGGCUACGCCAUGUCUUUAUUGGUUUGCUGCCGAUCAGCUGCCCAAGACAUUUGAUCUAAUCAAAUUGCGGUCAAAAGCUGGAUCUAUAUUAGUAUGGUUUACAAGUUACUAUUUAAUUGGCACAGCGCUCUUUUGCAACAAUCUACCUUGGACGUAAGGUAAUGGAAAAUUUGGACUUUUAUAAUAAACAUAAAACAAAUCGUUGCGUAUAGGUGUGCGCGUGACAAUGAGAACAUUGUAAGUGAUUAAAUUAAUGCAAAGCUUAAAAUUACAACAUCUUCAUCCCAUCCUCGGCACUAGAAAUGCAACUAGCUGUACGUGCAUAGCUGCGCUCAUUAACCAAAAAAUAAUUAAAAUAAUAUUAAAUAUCAAUCAAAUUGACUAACUUAUUUAGCGCUUAAUUUUUAGUUUUUUUUUUUAAAUUAAUUUAUUUAUUAUGUUUUGAAAGACUAAAGACAUUGUACAUGUGCGGCCUUAUGAUAAGGAAGUGAAAUUAAGAGUAUAUAAAAAGUAUAAUUGUAAGAGACUGCGUACUAGUGUACAUAAAUGCUGAAGCUUUUGAGAGCAAAAACUUUUAACAUUUACAUUAAUUAGAAAAAUUAUUUAUUUGAAAUAUGUAAAGCGCAUAAAAAACAGUUUUCUAACCAAGAAUUUGUAUAGUUAUUAUAAAUAUACAUAUAUUCUUAUUGAAUUUGCCUGAUCAUUUUAAAUUUUUAAUAUUUUCAAUAACAUAUCGCUCUAAUAACAUUGGCUGAUAUUAUGACUUUCAAAGGCAAAUCGAAAAGAUUUUAAUAUUGCACAUUUUUAAAAUGAAUAAAGUGUAUUUAAAAUACCUGGACAUAACCUAGUUUAUUUCAUGAAGUUCUUUCUAAAUUUUUUCUAAACUAAUGGAGUUAAGGGCACGCCUAAUGUGAAGUUAUAAAAAAAAAAAAAUAAUAAUUUAUCGUAUUACGAUAGCUUACAACUUCAAAAAUAUUCGGAUUUCGGAAUUAUAUUUUUUUUUAAUUUCACUUUUGGGCGAAAAAAAUCAAUUAUUAUGUUAAUUUAAUUAUUUUUUUUAAUGCAUUUGAAGAUAUUAUCUUAAAAUUAACUCAUUUUAGCAUUUCUUUUAUAAUUUAAAAAAAUUGGCGUUUUUUAUUCUGUCACAUUAACAAGACAGCAUUUUAAUUAUUGAUGUAGAUAUUGCUCCUCAAAAUGCAGGAUAUGUAGUAAAAUGUUGUUGUUGUAGCGGCAGAAUUCCUCCGAGUUGACAGUCCUUGACCAGAUAAAAAAUUUAAUAAAACAUUCGCAUUUGCUUCAAUUACAAAUCAGCGGCGUUGCCAACUCUCCUCCUUACGUUAAUUGCCAAACAAGAUAUGUUAUUAUGCUAUUGCCAUUCAGCUGCUUUCUGUUUCUAUAAUUGUAUAUAAUAAUACCUCCACUCUUUUGUGUCAAACAAAAUAAAAUGUUUUAUUUUUUAAAACUUGUAUUUUAUUAUAUAAUGUUUUUACACGUUUCGUAUGCUAAGUAUGCAUUAAUAUAGUGAUGGCGAUGAAAAGGUGG
Messenger RNA from Bactrocera neohumeralis, 3189 nucleotides. RefSeq names its product GPI mannosyltransferase 2 (gene PIG-V). The record is from RefSeq and is a predicted model, not a curated record. The coding region runs from base 422 to 1804 and encodes 460 amino acids. Gene Ontology annotation, cellular component: endoplasmic reticulum membrane; mannosyltransferase complex. Gene Ontology annotation, biological process: GPI anchor biosynthetic process. Gene Ontology annotation, molecular function: alpha-1,6-mannosyltransferase activity; GPI mannosyltransferase activity. The transcript is spliced from 3 exons. Lineage: Eukaryota; Metazoa; Arthropoda; Insecta; Diptera; Tephritidae.